Mesocestoides corti is the source of this 1341-nucleotide messenger RNA. Lineage: Eukaryota; Metazoa; Platyhelminthes; Cestoda; Cyclophyllidea; Mesocestoididae. The record is from the annotation of a GenBank genome assembly.
UACGAAACGCGAAAUGCUACUUCAUAUACGAUAGGCUCUCCCAAGCCUACGGACAAAGAGAUGGCGGGAAGCAGCCAAGAAGCGCGAGUGCUUUGGUCUGCCUGGAAUAAACUUUGCUUUAGGGACGGUGUCCUAUACUAUAAAUUUGGACCAUCGUACCCCUUGCGAGUGGUAGUACCAAGGUCCGCCGUGGAGCAAAUCGUGACUGAGUUGCAUGUUAGUUUGGGCCACCUGGGACCAGCUAAAGUUGAGCAAGCUGCCCGUAGGCGGUACUGGUGUCCGGCCAUGCGCGACGACAUAAAUGACAUUUGCGCGUGUUGUCACCGAUGUGGCGAAGUCAAGUCUCCACCUCACGCGGCCAGAGCACCACUACAACCCAUGACAGCGGGGUUCCCAAAUGAACUCGUGGCUAGUGGUAACCGCUACAUUUUGGUUAUGGUUGACUAUUUUACGAAAUGGGCGAACGCUGUACCUAUUCGUAAGGCAGACGCUCUGUCUGUAGCAAAAGGAUUCAUGGCAGGAUGGGUUGCUGAUCACGGAGUCCCCUACCAAAUUCACACAGAUAGAGGCAGCCAAUUUGAAAGCAUGUUGCUUUUAGAAUUGUGCGACUUGUUAGGCGUUCACAGAAGCCGUACUACGGCGUAUCACCCUCAAGGGAAUGGACAAGUCGAACGAACUAACAGGACGCUCAAGAUGCUCAUAAGAUUGCAACUCGAUGAAUAUGGGUUAAAUCAAUGGGAUGAUGCCUUGCCCGCAUGCCUACUAGCAUAUAGGUCUGCUGUCCACUCCUCCACGGGUCUAACGCCAGCAGUAAUGACAUUCGGACCUGAGUUGCGGCUACCGUCCGAUAUUGUGGCGCCCCCACCUCGAGAGCAGGAGUACGUCAGUACUUCAGAGUACGUGGCUGAGGUACGACGCCAACUUCGUCGGUCUUUCGACUCGGCCAGGUCACAGUUGGCUCUCGCUCAUAAAAGACAGAAAGACUACUAUGAUAAGCGGGCCCACGGUACCCCUGUCGAGGAAGGUGACCUCGUGUGGAUGGCUACCACGAACGUAGUGGGCGAAGGUCGGAAGUUUCAACGUUCGUGGGAAGGACCUUAUGUGGUAGACACGGUCCUCAGUGAAACGACAUGUCUAAUUCGCAGUCUGGACGAUAGUCCCGGUCAAGGGUUUACUAUUCAUUUUAACAAGCUAAAACCCUAUGUUUCGUCAAUGGCGGAGACUGAUGAUGAGCGCCUAAGGUACUGUGAACCACCCCCAGUGGACCACACGGUUGAGAUAGCAGCAGUAGUAGUAGACGAGAGGCUAGGGACAGCUUCGGUCUUAGGGGGGGCAGCGUAG